This is a messenger RNA of Salarias fasciatus (jewelled blenny), 2284 nucleotides long. RefSeq names its product prolyl endopeptidase. Gene Ontology annotation, biological process: proteolysis. Gene Ontology annotation, cellular component: cytosol. The transcript has 15 exons. Gene Ontology annotation, molecular function: oligopeptidase activity; serine-type endopeptidase activity. The record is from RefSeq and is a predicted model, not a curated record. NCBI's taxonomy places the organism in Eukaryota, Metazoa, Chordata, Actinopteri, Blenniiformes, Blenniidae. The coding region runs from base 140 to 2269 and encodes 709 amino acids.
AAAGUUGCUUUCACUUUCACUAGAAGGCUCCACCGAUUCCGCGGAGAAACCGCACUCACACUAAAGGCGCGAGAAAUCCACAUCCCGGCAGCGAGGACACGGCCGAGGGAGAACACUGAAACUGUCGGAAAGUCUCGCCAUGGCCUUUAAAUACCCGGCUGCCCGCAGAGAUGAGAGUAAGGUGGAUGAUUACCAUGGAAACAAGAUCAGUGACCCCUACGCUUGGCUGGAGGAUCCCGACAGCGAGGAGACGAAGGCGUUUGUGGACGAACAGAACAAGCUGACCAUGCCGUACCUGGAGCAGUGCGCCGUCGGCGCUCAGUUCCAGCAGCGCCUCACCGAUCUGUACGACUACCCCAAGUACAGCUGCCCCUUCAAGCGGGGCAACAGGUAUUUCUACUUCCACAACAAGGGCCUUCAGAACCAGCACGUGCUGUACGUGCAGGACUCUCUGGAAUCGCCGUCCACCGUGUUCUUCGACCCGAACAAGCUGUCUGAAGACGGCACCGUGGCUCUGACCAUGGGCCGCCUGUCCGAGGACUGCGAGUACUUCGCGUACGGCCUGAGCAGCGGCGGCUCGGACUGGGUGACGAUCCGCUUCAUGAAGGCCGGCGACCUGACGGAGCUGCCCGACGUCCUGGAGAGGGUCAAGUUCAGCUGCCUGGCCUGGACCCACGACGCCAAGGGGGUUUUCUACAACUGCUACCCCCGCCAGGAGGGCAAAGCUGACGGCACGGAGACGACGUCCAACAUCAACCAGAAGCUCUACUACCACGUCAUCGGAACCAAGCAGUCGGAGGACAUCCUGGUGGCAGAGUUCCCCGAACAUCCCAAGUGGCACAGUGCACUGACCAUCUCGGACGACGGCAGGUACGCCGUUCUGUCCAUCACCGAAGGCUGCGAGCCGGUAAACCGGCUGUGGUACUGCGACCUCCACAGUCUCCCCGACGGCAUCAAAGGUCUGCUGCCGUGGGUCAAGGUGGUGGACGACUUCGACGCCCAGUACUCCUACAUCACCAACGAGGGCAGCGUCUUCACCUUCCGCUCCAACCUGGACGCGCCGCGCUACCGCCUCAUCAACAUCGACCUGCAGAGGCCGGAGAAGCAGCACUGGACCACCCUCAUACCGCAGCACGACAAGGACGUCCUGGCCUCCGUUUCUGCCGUCAACCAGCGCCACCUGCUGGUCAACUACGUGCACGACGUGAAGGACAUCCUGCAGGUGCGCGAGCUGUCCACGGGGGCGCUGGUCCGGGACCUGCCGCUGGACGUGGGGACCGUGGCCGGAGUCAGCUGCAAGAAGAAGCACUCCGAGUUCUUCUACAAGUUCACCUCCUUCACCACGCCGGGCAUCAUUUAUCACUGUGACCUGAGCGAUGAAAGCCCUCAGCCCCGGGUCUUCAGAGAGGUGGAGGUCAAAGGCAUCAAGCAGGACGACUAUCAGACCAGCCAGGUGUUCUAUCCCAGCAAAGACGGAACCAAGAUUCCCAUGUUUUUGGUCCACGCCAAGAAUUUGAAGAAAGACGGGACUAACCCAGUUUUCCUGUAUGGAUACGGAGGAUUUGAGGCUUCGAUACAGCCAUACUACGAUGUUGCCAAUCUGCUGUUUGUGAGACACCUGGGAGGAGUCCUGGCAGUGGCCAACAUCAGAGGGGGCGGAGAAUACGGCUUAACCUGGCACAAAGCGGGCUGUUUGGGGAACAAGCAGAAUUGCUUCGAUGACUUCCAGUGUGCGGCAGAGUUCCUGAUCCAGGAGCAGUACACCACCGCCAGCCGCAUCGCCAUCAACGGCGCCUCCAACGGCGGGCUGCUCGUCGCGGCGUGCCUGAACCAGCGACCGGACCUGUACGGCUGCGUGGUCGCGGAAGUGGGCGUGAUGGACAUGCUCAAGUUCCACAAGUUCACCAUCGGCCACGCCUGGACCACCGACUACGGCUGUUCUGACGACCCGGAGCAGUUCAAGUGGCUCAUCAAGUACUCCCCUCUCCAUAACCUCCCCGAGCCGCCGUACUCCGGCGCCCCCUUCCCCGCCGUGCUGCUGCUGACGGCGGACCACGACGACCGCGUGGUGCCGCUGCACACGCUCAAGUACUGCGCCGCCCUGCAGCACGGCGUGGGCAGCAGCCCCGCGCAGCGCCAGCCCCUCAUGGUGCGGGUGGACACGCGCAGCGGCCACGGCGCCGGGAAACCUACCGCCAAGGCCAUCCUGGAGAACACGCACGUCUUCUCCUUCAUCGCCGAGACUCUGGGCCUCGGCUGGAAGGACUGAGGCGAACACGAGGAG